Messenger RNA from Haliaeetus leucocephalus (bald eagle), 2445 nucleotides. It is a transcript of the gene SEMA3B, whose product is annotated as sema domain, immunoglobulin domain (Ig), short basic domain, secreted, (semaphorin) 3B. The record is from RefSeq and is a predicted model, not a curated record. Gene Ontology annotation, biological process: negative chemotaxis; positive regulation of cell migration; negative regulation of axon extension involved in axon guidance. Lineage: Eukaryota; Metazoa; Chordata; Aves; Accipitriformes; Accipitridae. The coding region runs from base 1 to 2445 and encodes 814 amino acids. The transcript is spliced from 19 exons. Gene Ontology annotation, molecular function: chemorepellent activity; semaphorin receptor binding.
AUGGCUGGCGUGGCCGGGCUUGUGCUUCGCACGUGGCGCGGGAAGGUGCCGGCUGGCACGUCCCGGCAGCCUGCAGCUGCCCUAGGCUGCCGUGGCGUGGCCGGCAGGCGAGGUGGGGAGCUGCAUGUUGGCGCGGUGCUCGCGAUAACCGUUGCCUCCCGCUCCCCAGGGGAGAGCAUACCGGUGCCGGAGGAGCUCUUCCCCACCCUGUGCCGCGGGGCCACCAGCCAGGCCCCGGCCAUGAGCCGCACGCUGCUCCUGCUCCUGCUCCUGCUCUGCGGCCCCGCCGCCGGCCGCCCCCCGCCCGCUGCCACCCCCCGCCUCAAGCUGGCCUUCCCUGAGCUGCGGGCUCGCCACGGGCUGCGCCUCUUCGCACUGGAGCGCUCGUGCUGCUACGAGGCCCUGCUGCUGGACGAGGAACGCGGCCGCCUCUUCGCCGGCGCCCAGAACCACCUCCUCUCCCUGGCCCUGGAUGACAUCAGCCAGCGGGACAGGAAGAUCUACUGGCCGGCACCGGUGGAGUGGAGGGAGGAGUGCAACUGGGCUGGCAAGGACAUCACCGCCGAGUGCAUGAACUUCGUGAAGAUCCUACACCCCUACAACCGGACCCACCUGUAUGCCUGCGGCACCGGCGCCUUCCACCCUGUCUGCGCCUUCGUGGAGGCUGGCCAGCACGCGGAGGAGCCCAUCUUCAAGCUGGACCCCCAGCGCACCGAGGACGGCAAGGGGAAGAGCCCCUAUGACCCCCGGCACGCAGCCGCCUCCGUCCUCGUGGGCGAGGAGCUCUACUCCGGGGUGGCCACCGAUCUGAUGGGCCGUGACUUUACCAUCUUCCGCAGCCUGGGCCGGCGUCCCUCCAUCCGCACCGAGCAGCAUGACUCCCGCUGGCUCAACGAGCCCAAGUUCGUGGCCGUUUUUUGGGUGCCGGAGAGCGAGGACCCCGACGAUGACAAGAUCUACUUCUUCUUCCGUGAGACGGCGGUGGAGCGGCAGCAGGGGCUGGGCAAGACCAGCUUUGCCCGCAUCGGCCAGAUCUGCCGGAACGACGUGGGUGGGCAGCGCAGCCUGGUGAACAAGUGGACGACCUUCCUGAAGGCUCGGCUCAUCUGCGCUGUGCCGGGACCCGACGGGGCAGAAACCCACUUCGAUGAGCUCCGGGACGUCUUCCUGCUGCAGACAAGGGACAAGCGCAACCCCCUGGUCUACGCUGUCUUCUCCACCUCCAGCUCUGUUUUCCAGGGUUCGGCCGUCUGCGUCUACACCAUGGCCGACAUCCGCCGGGCUUUUCUGGGCCCCUUUGCGCACAAGGAGGGUCCCAACUACCAGUGGGUGUCGUACCAGGGGCGCGUGCCAUACCCCCGCCCGGGCAUGUGCCCCAGCAAAACCUUCGGCACCUUCGGCUCCACCAAGGACUUCCCAGACGAGGUGAUCCAGUUUGCCCGGCACCACCCGCUGAUGUACAACCCGGUGCUGCCCCAUGGCCAGCGCCCCCUCUUCCUGCAAGCCGCUGUGCCCUACACCUUCACCCGCAUCGCCGUGGACCGCGUCACAGCCACUGAUGGCCACUACGAUGUCCUUUUCAUCGGCACAGACGUGGGCACGGUGCUGAAGGUGGUCUCGGUGCCCAAGGAGAGCUGGCACCGCAUGGAGCCGCUGCUGCUGGAGGAGCUACAGGUCUUCCAGGAUGCCUCCCCCAUCACCAGCCUGCAGCUCUCCUCCAAGCGGCAACAGCUCUAUGCCGGCUCGGCCACGGCACUGGCCCAGCUGCCCCUGCACCGCUGCGGUGCCUACGGCAAAGCCUGUGCCGAAUGCUGCCUGGCCCGGGACCCGUACUGUGCCUGGGAUGGCACUGCCUGCACCCGCUACGUGCCCAACACCAAGAGGCGUUUCCGUCGGCAGGACGUCCGCAACGGUGACCCCAACGUGCUCUGCUCCGAAGACCCCCGGCGGGGCAGCGUGCCCCAGAAGCAGCUCUACGGGGUGGAGGGCAGCACCGCCUUCCUGGAGUGCAUCCCCAAAUCCCUGCAAGCCCGCGUCCUCUGGACGUACCAGCGCACCCCGGAUGACCCCCAGCGAGAGGUGCCGACGGACGAGCGGGUGGUGCGGACGGAGCGGGGCAUCCUGCUGCGCAGCGUGCAGCGCGCCGACGCCGGCCUCUACCUCUGCCACGCCACCGAGCACGGCUUCACGCAGCCCCUGCUGCGGCUCUCCCUGGAGGUGAUCGGGGCCCGGCAGGCAGCGGGCAAGGCGCCGGCCGGAGACCCCCAGCUCGCCGCCGGGCCCCCCGGCCGCAAGGUCUGGUACCGGGACUUCCUCCAGCUGGUGGAGCGCCCGCCGCUGGGGGCCGCGGACAGGGGCUGCCAGCGGGUCUGGAGCCGGGGCAGACCCCCGCCGCCCCCCCGAGCCCCCCGGGCGGCCGGGGCCGCCUUCGCUGCCUGGUGGUGA